AUGUCACCUGUCCUGAGUUUCCUCUGCAUAUUUUAGCUUUAGAAAUGCUCUUUGCAUUUAUUGUUGAGUCCAUGUCCACUGGCUGCAGCCUCAGCCAGAAGGUGUCACUCCAUCUACAAGGGGUUCGCCGAGUGUCUGAUGGCUCUGGGCGACAGUCUGACGGACAACGCCCGCAAGGAGGAGGACACGCACGAGAUCCACUCCAUCUGCAGGUCGUGGGACGCGUUCCACGAUUGCGCUAACGUGGCGAUGGCCGGCUGUCCGGAGGAAGCGGCAGCUGUCUGGGAGUCUCUCCGCCAGGAAUCUAAGAAGAUGCAGUUUUCCGGAAACCUUUAUGACAUGUGCUCUAACCGUAACAGCCAACCAGCGGCCUCAGUGUCCCCUAACGGCUCACCCAACCAAGAAGAGAUCAACCAGGAGUCACUAAGAGGGAGAGCCUAUCAUGUGGCAGGCCGCCUCCACUAUCCCCUUCUACUGUCUCCUCUGCUGCUGCUGUUGUUGUUUUGGAUAUAACUACCCCCAAAGAAAUGGGACUAGUGUGAAUAGAUAUAAACUUUAUGUACUUUUCCCCUCCACAAUUCCAUAGACUUUUCACCGUUUCUUCCUCUGCUCUGCUAGGGGUAGAAUAUUUCUAACUGCAUGUUCAGAGGCUCGACAGUCUUUUUGAUAAUAUAUCUCUAAAUUGCCUGUGCUGUUUCAUGCAUAUUCCCUGCCUAUUAAUUAGAGUCUCUUUUGGAAACACUCACAAAAUUCACCCAGAGAUACACAAGCCCUGCAAACACAUACAUAGUUGAGCAGAUGCAUACUGCAGCCUCGCGUCAUCCGUCUUUAUCCCGUAUCCUUCUAAAUCUAGUUAGUAUGUGAGCUUGCAUGUGAUGGUUCCAGGGCGAGUCCUGUCUUCUCGAAUGCAAUAAGAUGAGAGAUUAAUAUGAGAAAUGUAAUAACAAAGACUUGUUUGAUAAACUUGAAGAUAAAAUGAUGAAAAGACCAGAUGCCACAACUAGUUACUGUUAAACCCACUUUUCAGCGGGAUUUACAGGAUGAACAACACGCACUUCUUAUUUACUAAAUGCAGUGCUGGAUAUUAGUCAUUAAAAUAUAAUGAUGAUGAUGUAGUUCUAAUGUUCUGAAAUUAGUCUUUCAGACUA
Molecule: messenger RNA, 1148 nt
Organism: Archocentrus centrarchus (flier cichlid)
Lineage: Eukaryota; Metazoa; Chordata; Actinopteri; Cichliformes; Cichlidae
Gene: nrn1la
Product: neuritin 1-like a
Exons: 3
Biological process (GO): neuron projection extension; nervous system development
Cellular component (GO): plasma membrane
Source: RefSeq, a predicted model, not a curated record